Messenger RNA from Eufriesea mexicana, 1889 nucleotides. RefSeq lists its product as uncharacterized. The coding region runs from base 299 to 1285 and encodes 328 amino acids. The transcript has 5 exons. The record is from RefSeq and is a predicted model, not a curated record. Lineage: Eukaryota; Metazoa; Arthropoda; Insecta; Hymenoptera; Apidae.
UCCACCGUGGAAGCUUCUCUCCGUGUCCAUCUGGUCGCGCCUCUGCAUCCGACUCGGCCACGAUCGCGCCAAAACCGAGUCGAUCUUCGUCGACGCGUCGAAUAAUCCCUUUCUUCCGUGAAUUUCUCCGGAAAAUUGCAAUUCUUCCGUCUCCGGCCUGCGGGACAACAGGUCUCGAUGCGUGGACCAAAGUGUGACAUGUGAACGAGGAUGUGGAUGAUUCUGUUUACUCCGUUUUAUCUGUGCAUCGACGAAUUCGGAGAGUAAAUCAGCGACUGCGAGCAGGUGCGGAGAAACCAUGCGGAGGUGUUUGCUUCUGGUUCUUUGUGCCGCAGGCAUAUCCGCUGUAGUGGUACAGCCCUACAAUGACAGAAUUAAUCCAACUGCCACGAAUAAGCCUAGACUCGGUCGACAAAAUGGAGGCAUAAAGCGGUACGCCUGUCCCAUAGGAUUCUUCCGAUUGAAGAGAUAUUGCUAUUACUUAAGCGGAGGUACCGCACCAUGGAGAGAAGCCCAUUUUCACUGCAAAGAUCGGAACGCCACUUUGGCGAUCCUCGACAGGAACGGAAAGGACCGAAUGCUGAGGAAAUACUUGUCGAGCGAUCAAUUCACGAAAUUAGAAAGAUGGAUUGGCGGAAUAUUCAACUGGCAGCAGAUGGCUUGGGAAUGGGGCGUGACCGGCGAGAAAGUAGUGUUCCAAAAUUUCGGUGUGCCUCAAACAAACCACUCGAAACAACAAUAUGCGUGGCACUGCAUCACGAUCAAUCCGACGAUGAAGUAUAAAUGGAGCCCGCAAAGUUGCGUCGAACGAAAACACUACGUGUGCGAGGUACCAGCUGGACGUAUGGUCAGAAGACGUAAAAAGACGACGGAUCCGUACGCGCCGCAAAACCAAAGACUAAGGCCCCGGAAGAAGGGCAGAAAAUACCCAAAAGAAACGCGAAGGCAAAACAAACAGAAUAUAGAACGAUCUCCGUGGAAAUGGAAAAUCGCGGAACAAAAUACGGACAAUUAUUGGGUAAACGGUGUUAAUUUGGGUUCAAGGCCACCACCCAACGUUAAAAGAAUGUAUCGAAAGACUCGAAUGCGACAUCACUCGAACAGAACUCAAGCGAACUACCCGCGAACGGCGCAACACUUGCUUCGAGGACGAGAAAACGAUGCACUUCUAGGCGACAAUCCCAGUAACGGUCCACAAAGUCUGACAGACAUGAGCGAUGUCUACCCUCAAGUCCCUGGCAAAAUCAACAGCCUGGCGAGCGAAGAAGUUCUGCUAAAGCCAUAAACGCUAUUUAUUUUAACUCUUUAUUUGGUAGCUUUAAACAUCAUCGACCAUCAUCUCCUUAAGAAGCCAAUUCUCUCUUGUCUAUCUAUCUUCUUCCUACGUUUCACGUCUGUUUAUGAAUUCGCCGCGUAAUCACUGUUUUCAUUCGACCAAGUAAAGAGUUAUCGUUCUCGUUGCGUAUCGAUUUUGUGAAAAAUAAAGUCGUUCAAAUGCCACAGAAGUCAUGCACCGACUGAGAUUAUUUAUUCACUUUAGAUCGGCGAAACAAGGUCUUCGCAUGUUCCUCUCUCUAAAUAGACGUUAGACUCUCGAAGAUGUAUUUGUCUAGUUAGUAACGUUACCUCGAAUCGGUAAUAAUAAUAACUUCAAUGUUCGUGUAUCACGAUUAUUAUUCGAGUUUCAUUUUCUCUCCCCUUUUUUAAUUUAAUUACACGUGCAUGAAGCGCGAAUGUUUCAUUUGCGGAUUGUACUCUUCAAUGCUAAUUUUCGCUUGCCGCUGAGUAUCACCGCACUCGUACGAAGGCAUUCAUACGAAGAAAUAUGUAACAGAUUGCGAAAUUAUAGGUAAAAAGUAAAAUAUUUUGCAAAUAUUUUUAAUAUGUUU